AUGGACCAUCCAAGUUUUGCUUUAGCUGCUCUAGCCACCAUUGGUGGUACCAUGGGUUACAUCCGUAAGGGAAGUGUUCCAUCGUUGGUUGCCGGGUUGACCUUCGGUGGUAUUUACGGGUACGCUGGAUACCUUUUGAAGAACAAUGCUGACAACGGGUUAGAAAUCGCAUUAGGUGCGUCCAGUGUGAUGCUAGUCACCGGUAUCGCCAGAGGUAUCCCAGGCAGAUUCAAGAAACCAGUGCCAGUGGUGUUGACUGUUCUUGGUGGUCUGGGUACUUGGUACUACUACAAGAAGUACAAGGAAUUCUACCCAUAA
This is a messenger RNA of Kluyveromyces lactis, 318 nucleotides long. RefSeq names its product Tmh11p (gene TMH11). Lineage: Eukaryota; Fungi; Ascomycota; Saccharomycetes; Saccharomycetales; Saccharomycetaceae. Gene Ontology annotation, cellular component: membrane. Bases 1 to 318 code for a protein of 105 amino acids. The record is from RefSeq and is a predicted model, not a curated record. The transcript has a single exon.